This is a messenger RNA of Atta colombica, 3589 nucleotides long. It is a transcript of the gene mew, whose product is annotated as integrin alpha-PS1. Gene Ontology annotation, molecular function: integrin binding. Gene Ontology annotation, cellular component: external side of plasma membrane; integrin complex. NCBI's taxonomy places the organism in Eukaryota, Metazoa, Arthropoda, Insecta, Hymenoptera, Formicidae. Gene Ontology annotation, biological process: integrin-mediated signaling pathway; cell adhesion mediated by integrin; cell-cell adhesion. The transcript has 18 exons. The coding region runs from base 1 to 3318 and encodes 1105 amino acids. The record is from RefSeq and is a predicted model, not a curated record.
AUGAAGAUGAGCGCAUUACUGUUAAUAGCUUUAAGUGCGUGCGUCACACACGCUUUUAAUCUGGAACCACGAAUACCUGUUGUCAAAAGGGGCCUGCAUGGUUCUUAUUUUGGCUACUCUGUAGCCCAACAUGUUGAGAUCGAGAACCACUCGUUAUCCAAAUUAACCAGUUGGAUGCUAAUCGGUGCACCUUUGGAUCAAAAUAGACAACCAGGCACAAACAGAUCAGGAGCGUUAUGGCAAUGUCCACUAAGUACAUAUACAAGGGACUGUACUCAAGUUAUUACAGAUGGACGGUUGAUGGACGAUGGUCUAUUAUACAGACCAUACGAAUAUGAUUCAAAUUUGGAAUCGGAUGAUUUAGUACCGCCGGGCAAUGACGAAAUAAAAGACAAUCAAUGGUUAGGAGUUACUGUACGUAGCCAGGGAGUAGGAGGUAAAGUUAUGGUAUGCGCACAUCGCCAUAUUGUGAAAACAGCCGAUUCGCAAUGGGGUCAAGGCCAAUGUUACAUACUGUCUCAAGAUUUAAAAUACGAUGAUUUAAAAAAACCAUGCUCUGGAAAACCUACUAAUAAAGCUCAUGAGCAGUUUGGUUACUGUCAAGCCGGGACUAGCGGUUUAUUAACCGCUGAAGAUCGUGUAGUGAUUGGUACCCCGGGACCACAUACUUGGAGAGGAACUCUCUAUCUAUUCACCAUUUCUGACGAAUUUUUAACUAGAGACAAUACAGUUUACAACGCACCAAUGCAAGAUUUUUCGCCUGUAAACAAAUAUAGUUAUCUCGGAAUGUCCGUAGCCGUUGGAAACUUUUUUGGUAAGGAUUUAGCAUAUGCGGCAGGUGCACCCCGUUCUAAUGGUACAGGCCAAGUAGUUUUAUUCACUAGACGUGAUUUCAAACCGGACAUGGACGUUGCCCUUGUUCUGGAUGGUGAACAAUUCGCCUCAAGCUAUGGAUACGAGAUCACAUCGGCAGAUAUAAACGGAGAUAAAGUAACUGAUUUGAUCGUGGCGGCACCGUUUUAUUUCAACAAAGCGGAGGGUGGAGCUGUCUAUAUUUAUACAACGUUAGAUUUAUGUCGAACUGUCAAUGACAAGUGUUCGCCUGUCAAACUCGUCGGUCAUGAGGAAUCAAGGUUUGGAUUCGCAUUGACAAAUUUGGGUGAUUUAAACAAGGAUGGAUAUGAAGAUAUUGCAGUUGGCGCUCCAUACGAGGGAAAAGGCACAGUUUAUAUUUAUCUAGGUUCCAAGAAUGGCAUAAUUAAAACACCUUCUCAGAUCAUUCACGCUGAAGAUAUGCCCACGUCAUUGAAAACAUUUGGUUACUCGUUAAGCGGCGGAACCGACAUGGAUCAGAAUGGAUAUUCUGAUCUCCUUGUCGGAGCGUAUGAGAACGAUGCAGUCGUACUUCUCCGUUCUAAGAAAAUAAUCGAUAUAUCUACUUAUAUACGUUAUGCGAAGAAGGAUGGGAUAUAUCAGAAUACAAUAGAACCUAUCGAUCCUAAUAAAAUUGGAUGUUUGGCUGAUUUGAACUCGAAUCACACAUGUUUUGCGUUUGAGGCUUGUUGCAAGACGGAAUCGCUAGCGAAAGAAGAUUCUAUGCAAAAUCUGAAAUUAAACUAUUAUAUCGAAGCGGAAACCUAUACUGGAACUAAAAAAUUCUCGAGAGUUUUUUUCGGCAUCAAUGGUAAUACGCGUCCUCAUUAUAUAAAUCGAACAGUCACCUUAGACAGCACAAAGUUGGUACACUGCCAAAAGGAAAUUGUUUAUUUGAAGGAGAACACACGCGAUAUCCAAACUCCUAUCAAAUUCCGUCUGAAUUAUUCGCUGAUACAGGAAGAGCCAGUCAUGCCUCUCGAAGGUGCUCCUUUACCCGAAAUGAAGAAUUAUCCAAUACUUAAUCAACAAGAAGCCGCACGUGUAUUCGAGGCUGUCUUUCAAAAAGAUUGUGGAAAUAAUGACAUUUGCGAAAGCGAUUUACAAGUGAUAGCUAAACUGAAUUUAUCAGCUUCCUCUGUAAAACCGGACUUCUACGAGUUGCUUUUGGGCGAGAGAGAAGAGAUAGUAGUGGAAGUGAAUGUGGCAAACGUCGGUGAGUCUGCAUACGAGGCUCAACUGUUUAUCACUCACUCACAGAGUUUGAACUACAUCGCCAGUAAAAGCAACGAUUCCGUAAUCUGCAAUUUGUACAACGCCACUAUAGUAUCGUGUUCUAUCGGCAAUCCGUUCAAAAAGGAUAAAACAGUGGACAUACAAGUGAGAUUUGAUCCUAAAGGUCUCGAGGAUAAUGAAUCGCAAUUGGGCUUUAUAAUUUUUGCAAAUUCUACAUCAAAGGAAAUCAAAGAGAAACAACCCACUGUGCUGCAAGCUACGGUGUUAAAACGUGCUGAACUCUCAAUCAAAGGAAGCGCGAAAACUCAGUGGGCAUUUUACGGUGGCCCAGUAGUCGGAGAAUCCGCAAUAAAAUAUCUGAAUGAGAUAGGACCAAAGGUGUCACAUAUUUAUGAAAUAUUUAACGAAGGCCCGUGGAAGAUCAGCACUGUGGAAGUGCAUAUUUCAUGGCCUUACGAGGUCGCGAAUGACAAAGCGCACGGAAAAUGGCUGCUCUAUAUGGAAGAGAUGCCAAUUAUUCAAGCUCUAGGAGAUGGUGAAUGUACAUUACCACCAGGAUAUGUAGUCAAUCCAUUAAAACUACAAGAUAAUGUCAACUUAGACGAUAUCGAUAACAUUAUACAAUCAUCAACUCCAUCGACAGUUUUGUAUAAUCAUACUAAUCAUAUAAGAACAACGCGAGAUACAGAAAAAGUUGUAAAUACGCGAACGAUUAUUGACAAGGAUGGACAUCGACAUCGUGUUGUGGCGAUGAAUUGCAAAGCUGGCACAGCAAAAUGUUUCGAUAUUACAUGUUACAUAUAUAACUUACAAAGGAAACAGGAAGCAAUCAUAACUGUUAAAGCGAGGCUUUGGAAUUCUACUUUAGUCGAAGAUUAUCCGAAAGUGGACAUGGUUAAAAUAGGUUCCAACGCUCGAAUAGUAAUACCUUCAAAUAUUGUGAUACAACAAGAGAACUUGAAGGAUGAUUACGCAAUUGCUGAGACAAUCGCUUAUCCAGAUCUAUUGGAUCAACAAGAAGCCGAGCCUGUACCAGUAUGGAUAUAUAUAGUGGCUGCAGUAGCUGGCAUGUUAUUAUUCAUUCUACUUACAUUAAUAUUGAGAAAAUUCGGAUUCUUCAAAAGGCGACGGCCAGAUCCGACUUUAUCUGGAAAUCUCGAGAAACACAGAGACGAUAAUCCUGAAAACGAAGCAUUAUUCAAACAUUAAGUAACUAAAUAAUCGAAAUAUAAAACAUAGAAACAUAAAAACAUAAAAACGCAACAAACUCAUGAUUACUUAAGAUUAAGUACUUAUAGUAUGGAAGAAAAAAUGAUGAAAAAGAUGUUUAUUUACGUAUACAAUUUAUUUCUGGUUUUAUACUGCCCGAAUUUGAAAUGCAUAUUUUGUACAUACGCAAGAGCAGCUAAGUACACGAAGAUUGACAUAUUGAAGUUUGUGAUAUUGUUAUACUAAAUACAUUUUUUACGCACACGACAAA